UGGAGCGCUUAUAUACUCUGGCUUUCGCAGCAUAAAUUAUGUUGCCAUCUUUGAGAACCAGAACCCAACUGUGGAAUGUUUUUAUACGCGACAACCUAUUAAUGAAAUAAGCGUAGAUCCGAAGUGGCCAGUUGAUGACGGUGUAAAUUCAAGGAGAUAUUUUUCAGUUCUUUUCGAGGAUAAUAUCGUUCAAGUAUGGGACUUCGAAAAAGGAUGCCCUUUAUAUGGACACAAAGCCCAUGUCCAACAAAGUCACGUGGAGGGAAAGGGCGAUAAAUUUAAAAUUGUUUUAAUGGAUUUCAUGAGCAACUCUAAUCUCAUGACUCUUGAUUCCCAGGAUGUUAUUGUGUUAUGUUGUAGUUCACAGAAUUAUAUUAAACGGCGUAACUUUUUGAAUUUACGGUCAGACAAAUUAUUGUCAUUAAGUUGCUCACAAUUUAAUGCAAACAUUUUUGCUGUGGGAACAAUACGCGGAGUCGUAUAUGUUUGUGAUGUACAAAAAUCGGCCGUAAUUCAUGCUUUGCGAGGUCAUCGAGAAACAGCAAUUUCAUCAAUUGUUUGGCAUUGCUUUAGUCAAAAUACAUCUAAAGAACAAGAAACUGAUGAUGAUAAAGUUUUAGAUAUAUCUGUUAAUAAAGAUUUAAAUAACGAGUGCAAACAACUAGCUAAUACAAAAUCGGAUGAUAUCUUCAGUCAUUGCUUAAGUCAAAAUGCAUCUAAAAAACAAGAACCUAAUGAUGGUGAAGUUUUAGAUACACACAUAAAUAAAGAUAUAAAUAACGACUGCGUGCAACUAGCUAUUACAAAAUCGGACGAUUGCUUCAGUCAGGAAGAAGAACUAAAUAAAGAUGAACAAUGCCAAAGUUCUGAGAAAAAUAUAGCACAUAAUAAAAGUCUUUCAAGCGACGAAAGCUUAGCAACUAUUUGUAGUUCAUCAGAUGACGAAAUAGCAGUUGAGGGUGACCCAAAUUUGUUAAAAACUAAAGUUUUAUAUAAAGCUCAGGUGCAUGCAUCGUUAGGUGGUUCCGACAAAAGUAAUCAAUCAAUUGAUAAAGUUGGAAUAACACCUGAAGACACAGUUGAAGUUGAGGAACCUAAAGACAAUAUAUCAAAAUCCAAAGAGUUCGCAGGUAAUUCUUAUACAUAA
This is a messenger RNA of Teleopsis dalmanni, 1147 nucleotides long. Its product is annotated as protein rigor mortis-like. The record is from RefSeq and is a predicted model, not a curated record. NCBI's taxonomy places the organism in Eukaryota, Metazoa, Arthropoda, Insecta, Diptera, Diopsidae. The transcript has 3 exons. Gene Ontology annotation, molecular function: protein binding. Bases 293 to 1147 code for a protein of 284 amino acids.